Cyanistes caeruleus (blue tit) is the source of this 1928-nucleotide messenger RNA. Lineage: Eukaryota; Metazoa; Chordata; Aves; Passeriformes; Paridae. The record is from RefSeq and is a predicted model, not a curated record.
CUUUGGCUGCGUCUUAUCGGCAGGCACCAGAGCAGACCGAAAAGCACCUCACCUCUCUCAGAGGGACGUUGUGAGCGGUGGAGACGGUCACAGCUGGAUGGGCUUCCCGAGAAUCCCUCGGUGCUGGCUGGAGCAUGACCGGGUCGUGAGCUCGCUCAGCAGCACUCACAGCGUCCCAUCUGGGUCACCAAAAUGUUAGCGUUCAGGAAUACACAUAAUCACAGAUUGAUUAUAUGCAGGUGCUUUAUUGAAGUGCGUGGGCACUAGGUGCAUCAGCAACCCAAAUCUACCUCCAUCGUCUUUGUCCAAAGUGCACAUAUUUCUACAAUUUCAGCUGUAGCAGUAAUCACUAUAAAAACCUUAUCAAUAUUGCUUCAUUAAUAAAUCUUCAUUAGCUUUAUCUGUAUUGAUUCAUGAGAGUUAGCUCAUCCUUGUAUGAACAUGUCCGAAUCUUAUCUCUGGGUGGGUAUCUUGGAGACCCCAAGUACCAGCUCCCUUUACCAUAAACAUUUCAGCUUGCUAGACCAUCCCUAAUACCAAGCAUUCUUGUGGCCUACCUCUACAUGAUUUUAAGAAACAUUUUCAGAAACAUUUAACCCCAUAGUAACAUUUUGUUGUUUGGAGGAUUUUUGGGCUGAAUCUUUGUGUGUAGGAGGUUCUUACAGACACAAGAUGCCCAAUGACUUCCUGAGAUGAACUUGGUCAAGGAGGAACCCCCAGCCCAAUGAGCUCUCCUUUUGUUUUUUCCCCCAAAACCAGGAUUUUUCAUUCCCAAGGUGUGGCCAGAUGGAGGAGGAGGAAAAGCCCUGGAGAUGCCGUACAAGGAGGGGCUGCAAACCCAGUCCAGGGAGUUGCGAGGAGGAAAGAUCCCCCCAGUGCCAGGAACAUGGCCAGAGAUCUAGCCGGAGCUCAGAGCUGGGGGAGAAGCCCCACAAGUGCUUGGAAUGUGGGAAGGGAUUCAGGUGGAGCUCUGACCUGCUCCGGCACCAGAGGAUCCACACUGGUGAAAAGCCCUACGAGUGUGGGGAAUGUGGGAUGACCUUCAGAGACAUCUCUGGCCUCAUGCAGCACCAAGUGACCCACACUGGGGAAAAGCCCUACGAGUGUGGGGAAUGUGGGAAGAGCUUCAGCCAGAGCUCCAACCUGAGGAAUCACCAGAGGAACCACACAGGGGAAUGGCCCUACGCCUGCUUGGAAUGUGGGAAGAGCUUUGGAUGGAGGUCUGACCUGAGAAAACACCAGCUCAUCCACACUGGGGAGAGGCCCUAUGAGUGUCCUGAGUGUGGGAAGAGGUUUCAGCGCAGCUCCACUCUCAUCAGACAUGAGCGGAUUCACACAGACGAGAGGCCCUUCCGCUGCCCCGACUGCGGGAAGAGCUUCAACCGCAACUCCACCCUUGUCAGGCACCGGCGCAUCCACAGUGGGGAGAGGCCCUACGAGUGUCCCCAGUGUGGGAAGAGCUUCUCACAGAGCUCUCACGUGACCCAACACCAAAGGAGUCACCAGUGAGGGAAGCCCUGUGAAUGCCCCGAGUGCGGGAAGAGCUUCGUGCGCUGCUCCAACUCCAUCCCCCAUGGGAGGAUCGGCAUUGGAUGAUCCCCAGUGACCCCCGUUGGGCAGAGCCCUGGUGAUCCGUGUUGGGAAGACAUCUGGCUGGGAGGCUGCACAUCUUCCUGGCUCCCUGUGGGCACCUGGAUGAAAUCAGGGGAAUGAAAAUCCAUCAGGACACAAACCAAUAAUAAGAAUUCCUUUGGGAGAGCAGCUUUGUUGACUUUCAAUCCCAGAAAACUGUUUGUUAAAGCUAACAGAUUCACAAGCCGUAUUUGUUACACUUCAACAUCUUCCCAACACCUCUCCUUCCUUUUCUGGGAAUUCAACACUAACUUAUUGUCAAUAAAUUCUGCAAGUGCUCUUGCUGCGUAAAGCCA